GUGAGAUAUUUCGACGCUCGUCUUUUAUCCAUACAUUGAAGCAAGUGGACAACUUCUUAACAAAACAGUAAAUGAAAAUAAAAAUAUGAAACCUUAUUACAGAAGGUGUCAAAGAACUAUGAAGUAUGAACUUUGGUAGGAGGAGCGCAAAAUGGCGAGGAUCGUGAAGUGUAUGAAUUAUGUUUCUAGGUUAUGUCUGUAACUUUACGUUAAAUAAUUACAUUACAGUAGGUUUAAUUGUGAGUUUGGCAUAUACUUGUAAUAUCCUUCUGAAGACAAUCAACUAUGAAAAAUGACAAUCGCGAGGUGUAUGAUUUCUUUCAAACCAUAUACAAAGUUCCCUUAUUUAGAUGAUUGUAAAUAUUUGAAACUCCGCCUCAUAAAUACAUCACGCCCCUAUUCUAAACGUACCGUGAAAACAGAACUUCAAAAUGGUUUUCAAUUUGGACCACUUGCAACCUUGGAUGAAAAGAUUAAAAGUGGCGAACUAAUUCAUGAUGAAUAUCAAAGAAAAGUUGUUGAAAAGCUGCAGAAAGUUUAUGACGACAUUGAAAGCUAUAGUCCACCCGAAAGUGGCGUCUUCAGUAGAUUCUUUAAAGGAGCCAAGAGAAAAAUUCCUAAAGGUCUCUACAUUCAUGGAGCAGUUGGUGGAGGAAAAACUAUGCUUAUGGACAUGUUUUACGAAUGUUGUAAGACAGAAGAUAAAAGACGUGUUCACUUCAAUGCAUUUAUGUUAGAUGUUCAUGCAAGAAUUCACGAAGUUAAGAAGACAGUGGUGAAGUCAUACGAUACCACAAAACCACAGCCAUUUGAUCCUAUUGCUCCUGUGGCUAGAGACCUAAGUAACAAAGCCUGGUUGUUAUGUUUUGACGAGUUCCAGGUUACUGAUGUAGGUGAUGCAAUGAUACUCAAGCGGCUGUUUGUAGAACUUUUCAACAAUGGUGUAGUGGUUGUUGCAACAAGUAACAGAGCUCCUGAUGAUCUCUACAAGAACGGUCUUCAGAGAUCGAAUUUUGUACCCUUCAUUGGUGUACUGAAAGAACGCUGUGAAAUAGCAAAUCUUGAUUCUGGAGUGGACUAUCGUCUGAAAUCAAUUGCUGACAAAGAAAAAACAUACUUUGUGAAAACUGAGUGUGAUGCAAACAAACAGCUGGAUAUUAUCUUCAAACUACUAUGUUCACAAGAAAAUGAUAUAAUCCGUCCACGAACACUUACAAUACUGGGUCGAAAUGUGACAUUCAGCAAAACUUGUGGACAAGUGAUCGACUGCACAUUCAGCGAAUUGUGUGAUCGACCCCUGGGUGCGAGUGAUUACUUGCAGAUUUCUCGUGUCUUCCAUACUGUUCUGAUCCGUGACGUCCCCCAGCUGACUCUCAAGCAGAAGUCUCCUGCGCGUCGAUUCAUAACCUUGAUAGACACGUUGUAUGACAACAGGGUGCGUGUAGUGGUUUCUUCAGAUGUACCUCAUCGACAAUUGUUCUUGACUGAGCAGUCCGUUGAUCAGAUGUUGGAUGAGAAUCGUGCACUGAUGGAUGAUCUCAACAUACAAGUUGGAUCAGAAAAUGCUUCUGCUAACAUAUUCACUGGUGAGGAAGAAGUAUUUGCCUUUGAACGCACAGUUUCUCGACUGUCUGAGAUGCAAACCAGAGAAUAUUGGGAGCAGUGGGAAAGGCAUAGAUAGUCACAUGUGCCACAUUACACUACAGUUCCGAGUAUCAUACCUCACUUAGGAGGAAUAGUCAAUUGUAGUGCCAUCUGUGUUUGCUGGAAUGUAAUUUGAUUGUUUGCAUAUAGUCUUUUGUGCAGUAUGUGCAGACACAUUUAGCAGACUAGGUGGCUGCUGAAAGACCACAGAUGAGUUUUACUGAUAUAAAAAAGAUGUAUAUAAUAACUUAAUUUAUUAUUUAUUUAUUGUUGUGUGCAGCAUAUAAUGUAUAUUUUUAAAAAUAUUUUAGAGUGAGACUGGUUGCAUUUGGAAGUAUCCAAAUCAUACCUGAAAACUUGUUACCAUCUUACAUGUAAGUAUUAGCCUGUAAAUACACAAAGGAAAAAAGUGUAACUGGUCACACAAUUUGUAAUUAACACUUUUUGAGGCAAUUUUUUUUGUAUCUUCAUGUUGUUGUAAGUACUCAGCACCUUUUACCUGGAUACCACACUUCUAGUUAUUGUGCUAUGUUUUUAAUUGUGUAAAAGUUUGUUGAACAAACAAAGGCUUCAGAAUAAGGUUCUAACGACAGAUUGACCAUUUGCAUUUUAUUGGUUACCAUCUAAUAUAUCACUUUUUGUUAUAUACACUGGAUGAUAAGUUUGCCCUUCCUUUACUGCUGUGAGAAAUUAUCUAUAAUACUUACCACUGUAAUAUUGUAUGAGAAGAUGCAUAAACUUCAAGCAAAGUACGUUGUCUGUGAUAGCAUCUCAUUAUUUUUUGGUUAUAUUGUUGUUUUACCAGCUGCUGGUUCAAGUGAUAGAAAGUAAAUAAACAAGUAAGGUAUGGUCUUGAAGCAGAAGUAAAAUGUUCCUAAAUGUGUUCCAUGUACUUCUCAUACAUCACCAUACUGUGUUGUCACCAUAUUAUAUGUUCUUUAGUUCUGCAUCAGUGAAAACAUUGAGAAAUGUCAACACUGUAAAAUUAGUAAUUGAGAAAGUAUGUAUGAAGUAUAUAUUCAUUAUUAAAUUACAGUUACGAACAAGAAUUUGUAGUUAAAGAUACAGCAAGAAUGACCACUGUUGGUGUUUCACUGUGACAUUUACUCACACUACUGAUGUGUCAGGGAUAAAUCAGUGUUACAUGGUCUAGCUAACAGUGUUAUGUAGAAUUUUACUAUUUUCCCAAAGUCAGUAUAUAUUUAUUGCAUCUGCUGUGAAAGAUGAAAAAAUCAACAUGGCUAGUCUCUCUGAACUUCUGGUGUAGACUCAAAUGUGAGUAAUGUAGCAAUAUCCAAAGCAAUGACUUUACUUUCAUCAAAUUACUAGACUGCUUCAGUAAUGUGGAUGCAUCAUGAAAGAAGUUUAAUUAUUUCCAUGUACACUUUUCAAGUGUUAUGUUUCCACUUGAAUGACAAUAAUAUGAACAAAUAAAUUAUUCCACAUUGCCUAUUACUGAUAAAUUCUAGUUAAGUCGGUCAGUUUGCUCACUGUCUUAUCAGUUUGUAGACACCUGUAAGCUGUAUUUGUUUCACAAAGGAUUUGGCAGCAGUUUGUGUGAGCCAUUGACAUAUAAUGAUUUUGCACUAAACUACAGCAGAAACUCACAAACUUCCCAUUAACAGCCAUUCUUAUAAUAUACAAAUGGAUCUCAUGCAUUGAUACAAAUUGUCUGCUAUGGAGCUGAGGACUAACUUUGCCAUAAACAUUUCUCAUCAUAUGUAUAGUCUGGAGGAGUAGGGAAACAGGCAAGAGUAGCAGAAGACAAGUAUCUUCUUUUGAGUUCUGGUAUGUCUUAGUCUUAGCUUGUCACUAAUGUUCUAAUCUAGAUGCACCUCAUUAACAAAAAGUGAAGAGAAACAACUAAAGUUGAAAUAAUGCAAUCCCAUAAGAGAACAUGUUUCUGUUAUAGUCUUCAUUUUUCUUUUCUAACACAGUCCCAACAUCACAUCUGCAUUUUUUUCUUUUUGCAUGUUAGACAUUAUGAAAAAUGCUCACUCGUAAUGUGAGUAAUUAUCAGUUAUACUAGCACCAAUAGAUGAUUUUAUUUUUUUUAAAAUCAAUGGAUUGAUGUAUGUGAAGUACAUAUUCUAUUGUCUUGAUCUGUUCCACAAAUAGUAUUAAGCACUUUUAGUUAGUGUUAAUAAUUUAAAACUAUAUUUGUUGUUCUGUAUUAUAAGAUUGGUUCAAAAGAAGUGUCUCUUUGAAACUGUUAUGUAGGCAAAUUGUGUACUUAAAGAUAAGUAGUCAGAUAUGUGAACAGAGUGAUGGAAAAAUACCUAUAAUACAUGCCACAGCUUAAACUAAUAAUACUUGGCAGCAUGCUGUAAAGCCUAGCUGUUUGUCACAAACUUUCAACUUUAUUGGUAGUUGAAUGUAUAAUCAUUAGAAACAUUCAAGGUUACUAGUGAAAAAUCAAAAAGGAAACCCAGUACAGUGCAAAAAGCGACAUUUGCCAUUCUUGUUAUGGAACAGAUAAUGCUGAAGUUCAUAUCCAGUUCAAUACUCAAAACUUAUUAGUUUUUCUCAACGCUUUGUGUAAAGAUGGCAGUGGAGAUUCACAAUUUUAGAAUCUUCUUCAGAAUAGUAAGAGGGACAUUCUGUCAUUGCCAAUCAAAGCCUCAAAAUUUUUAGGAGGUAAGUUGUCCUUAAGUGUACCAUUUCUAUAAACUCAAACUAUAAUGAUGAUUUUUUCCCUGGCAUUAGCUGUGAU
Messenger RNA from Schistocerca cancellata (South American locust), 4357 nucleotides. RefSeq names its product putative ATPase N2B. The record is from RefSeq and is a predicted model, not a curated record. Gene Ontology annotation, molecular function: ATP hydrolysis activity; ATP binding. Bases 293 to 1681 code for a protein of 462 amino acids. The transcript is spliced from 7 exons. Lineage: Eukaryota; Metazoa; Arthropoda; Insecta; Orthoptera; Acrididae. Gene Ontology annotation, cellular component: mitochondrion; cytoplasm.